AUCCCACCUUUACCAUCUCAAACACCAAUUUUUUCAUCUUGACUUCAAUCUCUUCCUCCACCCCCUCUAAAUCACCUCCAAAACCUGUCGCUAACUCAUCUCCGGAUACUCCAGCAAUUGGCCAGUCCUGACGCCAAUCUAGCCUACCCCCGCAACUCCUGAACUGCGAUCCGGAUCGCCGCCCAUCAUGGCUUCCGCAUUGAAAGCUAUUCCUGCCCACCUCCGUCCCUCGGGCGCGACCUCCAACGGUAGCAACGGAGCUUCUGGUGAAAAGAGACACCAUGGAAAAUCACAGUCUCAUGUGGCGUUCGAGAACACCUCCACCAACGUGGCGGCCAGCCAGAUGCGCAAUGCCCUCAACAACCUCGCAGACAGUGUCAAGGACCCUGCAGAGAAAAAGAGAUUCGAGGCGGAAAUGGACAACUUCUUUGCUCUCUUCAGAAGAUACCUCAAUGACCGGGCCAAGGCAAACACCAUUGACUGGGCCAAGAUCAACCCUCCCAACCCCGAGCAAGUCGUCUCCUACGAUGAACUGCCCAACAGUGAUGCCGUUGAGUUCUUGAACAAGCUCGCGGUUGUUAAGCUCAACGGUGGUCUGGGUACAUCCAUGGGUUGUGUCGGCCCCAAAUCCGUCAUUGAAGUCCGAGAUGGCAUGUCCUUCCUCGACUUGUCCGUCCGCCAAAUCGAAUACCUCAACCGCACCUACGAUGUCAACGUGCCUUUCGUCCUGAUGAACAGCUUCAACACCGAUGAAGAUACUGCUUCCAUCAUCAAGAAAUACGAAGGCCACAACAUUGACAUUCUCACCUUUAACCAAUCUCGAUAUCCUCGUGUCCUGAAGGACUCUCUUCUCCCCGCACCCAAGGACUACCACUCUCAGUUGUCGGACUGGUACCCUCCUGGCCACGGUGAUGUGUUCGAGUCUCUCUACAACAGCGGCAUCCUCGAUCAGCUUCUUGAACGAGGUAUCGAGAUCAUCUUCUUGUCCAAUGCCGACAACCUCGGUGCCGUUGUUGACCUCCGCAUUCUCCAACACAUGGUCGAGACCAAGGCCGAAUACAUCAUGGAGUUGACCGACAAGACCAAGGCUGACGUCAAGGGUGGUACUAUCAUCGACUACGAAGGCAAGGCUAGACUGCUUGAAAUUGCUCAGGUCCCCAAGCAGUACGUCAAUGAAUUCAAGUCUAUCAAGAAGUUCAAGUACUUCAACACCAACAACAUCUGGAUGAACCUCCGAGCCAUCAAGCGUGUUGUGGAAAACAAUGAGCUUGAAAUGGAGAUCAUUCCCAACGAGAAGUCUAUCCCAGCGGACAAGAAGGGUGAAGCCGACGUCAGCAUCAUCCAGCUGGAAACCGCUGUUGGUGCCGCCAUCAAACACUUCAAGAAUGCCCAUGGUGUCAACGUUCCUCGAAAACGAUUCUUGCCCGUCAAGACUUGCUCUGAUCUCAUGCUUGUCAAAUCUAAUCUCUACACAUUGAGCCACGGUCAAUUGCUCAUGGACCCCAACCGAUUCGGUCCUGCGCCUUUGAUCAAGUUGGGUGGUGACUUCAAGAAGGUUGCUCAAUUCCAGAAGCGAAUUGGUAGCAUUCCCAACAUUGUUGAAUUGGAUCAUUUGACCGUCACUGGUGAUGUCAACUUUGGUCGCGGUAUUGUUCUCAAGGGUACUGUUAUCAUCGUUGCCACCGAGAACAGCACCAUCGAUAUCCCACCUGGAUCCAUCCUCGAGAACGUUGUGGUUCAAGGAAGCUUGAGAUUGCUUGAACAUUAAACGUGGAAAUGGAUUAUGUGUGCGAUGAGAAAUCAGCUUACAAGAGUCAAUAUGACAUCAUCCCGUUGUCGUUGAAG
Messenger RNA from Exophiala viscosa, 1845 nucleotides. Its product is annotated as UTP-glucose-1-phosphate uridylyltransferase. NCBI's taxonomy places the organism in Eukaryota, Fungi, Ascomycota, Eurotiomycetes, Chaetothyriales, Herpotrichiellaceae. The record is from RefSeq and is a predicted model, not a curated record. Gene Ontology annotation, cellular component: cytoplasm. Gene Ontology annotation, biological process: glycogen metabolic process; UDP-alpha-D-glucose metabolic process. Gene Ontology annotation, molecular function: UTP:glucose-1-phosphate uridylyltransferase activity. The transcript has 3 exons. Bases 188 to 1768 code for a protein of 526 amino acids.